UGCACAGACCCAGUUUCCUGGCUUAGUGGGGUACGCUUAGAGCAAAAAAGGAAAAAUCUUUGCUCUCCGCUCCGCAGAUCGGUCAGUAGUCUCAAGCGCAGCGAUCGGCGAGCUUCUUCCUGGCUGUUCAAAUCAAAUAUUCAUAAGAAUAACCUCGCGAUCGUGCAACGCCGUUAUCGAUGCACCGUUGACAAUUGCUUUCCCGGGAUACCGUGGAUCAGUGUUACCGGAAGUGGGGAGGCGGAAGCGACGAGUGCAUGGAAUUAAUCGAGACGAGCGAUUCUGUCGGUAACGGUCUCCGAUAUCCAGACUUUGCGCUCGAUAGGCGAGGGACAAUUGAUCUAAUAGCAAUGGGAAACGCGGCGAGAGAUCCGGACGCUUCUCGGCUCUGAUCCAUUGAUCCGCACUUUUGGACUGGAGUCUGUUGAUCUUAGAUCGUAGGUUUAUCGAACUCGAAGCUAUGAACGGACCGGAAACGCUGGCUUGGUGGCUCUGUUUCGCGAUCGCGGUCAACGAAUUCGCCGUAGCCGAUCAGGAUGAAAAGGACGUCGCGGAUUCGAACGGGACCCUGCAAUUCGAUAUAUCCCGAGGGAUCGAGUUCCAUCUCGCGAACAACGAGACCGCUGUCGUCGUACGAAUGUCUGCUCUGCUGGCAGACGACGAGAGCGAACAAAGGGCCGGAGGAAGAUUGAAGUUCAAAGGACUUUUGAACAAGAUCGGAUCCACGAUGAUGAUGGUCCCUUUUCUUAUCCAGAUGAUAUCGUUGCCCGGCACUCUCGCCUCGAUCAAGUUCAGCCUGCUGCGGAGCAUCGUCGUGGGAAAGCUGGCGAUGCUGAUCAUUCUCUACAACGUGUUGAAGAACUCGCAAAGAUCGGAGGUGGUCGUGGUCCAUAAACCCGAAUACCACGAGCACUAUUAUCACAGUUAUCAUCAGCCGGAAGACGACGACGAGGGUUGGCUGGGUAGAUGAAACGGCGUCUUCCGUUAGAAACUGUCACUUAACGAACCGAUCUAUCCGUAUACCUUUCCUCCGAUCGACUGCGAGGCGUGUCGUUACGCGAUUCGUCCGGCAACGAGCACCGAUUUUUCUACGAUCUGUAACCGCGCCACGGAAAUAUACGGUUUAUCAACGGUGUUACGAUGCUCCACGUAAUAAUCGACGAAACGAAACGACGCGGUUCCCGCGAGCGAUGCUACACGCGGAGAUCAUCGGCGGCGGGACAUUCGGUGACCCACUUUCGGCCCCGGCGUAACGGCAUUUCGGUCCAGAUUCUGCGGCGAUCGUCGACGUGCCGGUUUCCCUUUUCUCAGCCGUUCGAUUCAACGUCGAAAUCGAAAUUUGUAUAACGCGGAGUCGAUUUCGUUGGACCGUCCGCCGGAAUUAAUUAAGAGAUCCGCCGAGAUCGCUGUCGCGGCGAGCAGGAAAAUCCGUGUUUUCCGUCGCGAACUAAGCGGUCGAACGAGUCGUGGUAAAAAAGAAAAAAGGGAAAACGUGAAUCGGUGGUUUUCGAGGGAAACGACGCAGUCGAGCGCGCGAUCGUUACUGGCGGAUUUGGAUCGGUGUUAGGAACACGCGAGGGAAGUCCGCCGACAGUGGCUUGUUGUUCGAGGCCUCGAUAUUUGCGAUGCGUUUACGUGCCAGAAACCCACCUGCCACUGUACAUCGCGUAUCGCGUUAGUAUGCCGACCGCCAUCGAUCCUGUAUCGACAGCUCUCCCCAUGACGGUCGGUAUCGGCGUGCCGUUUUCUAAACUAUAAAAUGCACGAUGCGCGCCGCAUACCUGGCGAAUCGAGCCUAAUCUUUGUAUGCCUUAGAUCGCGAGGCAAGGCCGACGUGCAAGCAUUCCGCUUUUACAGAAAUCGAUUAAUCGCCGCGUUUUCAAUUAACUCGGCCUCUCGUCAUCGGCGAGGCGGCAUUGUUCUUCCCGAUGUUCCUUCGAUAACGUAGAAUCGUAUCGUUAACAAUGUUAAUCGACAGCGUUUAAUAUUUCUGUGGAACGAGCAGUUCCCUUCACCAGAGAUACAUCCACUCUUCAGAAAUAACGCUGACCUUAUGGACACCGAUUCCUCUGUCAGAUUACCUCAGACUUAAGCCAACUGCUCGUCGAUGUAUUACGAGAUCCUGAGAAAAAUCUCUGGGACACGGUGCGUUUAAUAACUCGGAUAUUACAAUUGACAGCUGAAUGGGGAAUCAUUGUAACGAUGGCAACGCUUCGAUGCAUAAAGAAUUUAUAAAAAUGAUA
Messenger RNA from Megalopta genalis, 2243 nucleotides. RefSeq lists its product as uncharacterized. Lineage: Eukaryota; Metazoa; Arthropoda; Insecta; Hymenoptera; Halictidae. The record is from RefSeq and is a predicted model, not a curated record.